CAUGCUCCACACACACCUCCCAGACGCGCACACAAGGGGGACACACGCCGGUGUCGGAGCGCAGCGCAGGCAGUGCGGAGCCGCCACCAGAGAGAGAGAGAGAGAGAGAGAGAGGCGCACACACACGUACGAGAGUAGCGGUGCCGCACGGAGGUGGCAUGGUGUUUUCUGGGAGCACUUUUUGCUGAUCCCUCCUGUAUCUGUGACUUUGCAUCCCAAAGCAGCUGGUGACACUCGGGCCGAGGCUGCCGUGGACUUCAGCGCGCCGCUGCCGAGUCCAACCUUUUCCAGGAGAAUUCGACCCCUUUCUUGCGCGCAAAAUACGCGGAGGGGGACGCAGAGAGGGAGAGAUACGAGGGGGGGAACCGGGAGCCUCUCAGUCGGAACCUGACGCACCCUGGAGCCGCUGUCCAGACCCCUCCCGGAGCGCAGAUAGCGCCCGAAGCCUCCCAGCUGCGGAGCGCAACGCAGUAGUGUCGAUCAAGGAGUUUUGCUUCUUCUACUACUCGUUUUUUGGAUGAGGCACCGCAAAUGAACAGACUUCAAGAAAAGGCUGCAGGGCUGCGCGAAUCACACAAUCUCCCAAUUUCUCCACUGACAUGUAGUUGGCAUAGUUUUCCUCCACCAAUGGUUUAACAAACGCCGCGGGAUUAUCACUGAACUGGUCCAGGUUUUGACUGCUGCCAGCGGUUUUCUGGUCUGAAGGCGGCGAGGAUUUUUCUUUUCUUUUUUUUUUUUUUUCUUUUUUUUUUCCUUUUUUAUUUUUUGGUUUUGUUUGGAGGAGCAGCAAGAAAAUAUAGAUAUAUAUACUUACGAGGUGGAAAAACAAAAAAAACAUCAGAAACUUCAAGCUCUCCUCGAGUUUCUGAGUCAUCCAAGAUGGAUUUUGUGUCACCGCUGAUUGGAUUUUUAAUGGCAAUGUGUCAUCUGGCGUCGAGAGUCAGGGGAGAGGACGCGGCAGAAUGCGGAGGCGUCUUGGAUGCCAGCGAGGCCGGUUACAUCACCUCCCCCGGUUAUCCUCUGGAGUACCCGCCUCACCAGAACUGCCAUUGGAUCAUCACGGCGCCGGAGCCCUCGCAGCGCAUCGUCCUCAACUUCAACCCGCACUUUGAGAUCGAGAGGCUGGACUGCAAGUAUGACUUCAUCGAGAUCCGCGACGGGACCUCGGAAAACGCCGACGUUCUGGGGCGACACUGCAGCAACAUCGCCCCGGCGCCCAUCAUUUCGUCGGGACCCUCCCUGCAGAUCAGAUUCGUCUCAGACUACGCCCACCAGGGGGCGGGCUUCUCUCUGCGCUACGAGAUCUUCAAAACAGGGUCGGAGUUUUGCUUCCGCAAUUUCACCAGCCCCUCCGGCAUGAUCGAGUCCCCGGGCUUCCCGGAUAAGUACCCCCACAAUCUGGAGUGCUCCUACAUGAUCAUCGCCCCGCCCCACAUGGACAUCACCCUCACCUUCCUGACCUUCGACCUAGAGAACGACCCCCUGCUGGUGGGGGAGGGCGACUGCAAGUACGACUGGCUGGACGUGUGGGACGGCCUGCCUCAAGUGGCUCCUCUGAUUGGCCGGUACUGCGGGACAAAGAUCCCCCCGGAGAUCCAGUCGUCCUCCGGCCUGCUGUCCCUCUCCUUCCACACCGACAUGGCCGUGGCCAAAGACGGCUUCUCCGCCCGAUACAACAUGACGCACAAAGAAGUCAGCGACUCGUUCCACUGUAGCAUGGCGCUCGGUAUGGAGUCGGGGAAGAUCAGCGACGAUCAGAUCAGCGCCUCCACGACGUUCUACGACAACCGCUGGUUGCCGCGGCAGGCUCGCCUCAACAACGACGACAACGCCUGGACGCCUUCAGAGGACAGCAACAAGGAGUACAUACAGGUCGACCUCCACUUCCUGAAGGUUCUGACGGGCAUCGCGACGCAGGGCGCCGUUUCCAAGGAGACGCAGAAGUCCUACUAUGUCACCACCUUCAAGCUGGAGGUCAGCACCAACGGGGAGGACUGGAUGGUCUACCGGCACGGCAAGAACCACAAGAUUUUCCACGGCAACACAGACCCAGCCGAGGUGGUUCUCAACCGGGUCCCGCAGCCAGUUCUGGCCCGGUUCGUUCGGAUCCGGCCACAGACCUGGAGGAAUGGCAUCGCCCUACGUUUUGAGCUGUACGGGUGCCAAAUUACAGAUGCCCCGUGUUCAGACCUGCAGGGCCUGCUGUCCGGCCUGCUCCCCGACGCCCAGAUCUCUGCCUCCUCCAGCAGGGACAUCGUGUGGAGCCCCGGCACCACGCGGCUGGUGGCCAGUCGCUCCGGCUGGUUCCCGGCACCCGCCCAACCUCUGGCUGGAGAGGAAUGGCUUCAGGUGGACCUGGGUGUGCCUAAGACUGUGCGGGGAGUGAUCACCCAGGGAGCGCGGGGCGGUGACGCAGGGAGCGGAGCGACAACUGAUAACCGGGCGUUUGUCAGGAAGUACAAAGUGGCACACAGCCUCAACGCGAAGGAUUGGAAUUUCAUCAUGGACAGCAAGACGAGCCUGCCCAAGAUCUUUGAGGGGAACACGCACUACGACACCCCGGAGCUGCGUCACUUCGAGGAGACCGUGGCCCAGUACAUCAGGCUCUACCCUGAGAGGUGGUCUCCAGCAGGAAUCGGGAUGAGAGUGGAGAUACUGGGCUGCGACCUCCCAGAAACCACCACGCCGGCCGACACCGUCACGCCGACUCUGCCCGACAUGGAGACCACCACAGUCCCCGUCACGACCAUAGCAGCAGCAGCCACCUCUCCUCCGGCCGACAGCGUGUGUGACUUCGACCACGGCCUGUGCGGGUGGACGCACGACCCCAACGCCCCUCUCCUGUGGUCCCUGCACAGCCACGAGCUCAACAGCUACCUGUACAUGGACGCCAGCCUGAAGACGGAGCAGCAGCAGGCCCGCCUCGUGAGCCCCGUGGUGGCGGCCGACACGGGGCCCCUCUGCCUCCUCUUCUCCUACCAGCUGUCGGGGGAGGCCCAGGGCCACCUUAAGGUCCUGCUGCGCGACACCCACAACGAGGAGACCGUCGUGUGGACGCUGAAAGAUGACCAGGGCCCCGUCUGGAAGGAGGGUCGCACCAUCCUGCCUCGCUCCCCUAAAGACUUUCAGGUUGUGAUGGAGGGUUUCUUUGUGCACGGCACCAGAGGACACAUCUGGAUCGACAACAUCCACAUGAGCUCCAGCAUCCCGCUGAAAGAGUGCACACAACCCUUCGCCGCCUUUCCUCCCGAAAAUCCAGAAACAGUUAAGAGACCCACCGAAUUUGGAGAUGGGCGACUUUUCAGUGGCAGAGACCAGCUGGGUGGAGCUUUACAAUUCAACGAGUGGAACACGGCGUCGCCAUCAUCCGAGCCCCCCGUGACGCGCGUCUCGGAGAAGGACAACUCGUGGCUCUACACCCUGGACCCCAUCCUGGUCACCAUCAUCGUCAUGAGCUCCCUGGGCGUCCUCCUCGGGGCGGUCUGCGCCGGCCUCCUCCUGUACUGCACCUGCUCCUACAGCGGCCUGUCGUCGCGCUCCUCCACCACCCUGGAGAACUACAACUUCGAACUGUACGACGGCCUCAAGCACAAGGUCAAACUGAACCAACAGCGCUGCUGCACCGAGGCGUGAGGAGAGAGGAAACACACACGCACAGAAACAAAACAAAAAAAAAAAAAACAGGAGACGGGAGAGAUACAGCCACUUUGUGAAAAACCUCUCGCUAUUUUCUUCAUUUCCUCCAGUUCACUUUAGUGUCAGUUUGCGUCCUCGCCGGGUGCGUAUCUCCGGACACACGGACGACAAGAACGCCACUUUGUAACUCUGCCGAGAACUGUUCCUGCUUGGAAGACGUGGCACGGUCCUGUGUCGGUAGUUUUGGGUUUUUUGCGGUGAAACAACCAAUGAGAGAAAGACUGGGGGUUCCCAGAUGGAUUGUUCCAUUGCGGGGACGUCAUGCCUCAAAAAAAUUACUAUAAUCUACACAUAUCAACUACAGAUUUUCUUGCGCCACCAAAAGAGAAGUGUUUAUAAAUGCAUCAUAGAUUUGUAAGAGGUCUACUUUUGAAACUGGAUCCUGUACGCUACACAUGCUGAGUCAGAACACAUCGUGUUGGAAAAGGUGGUAGGUUAGGAACGUGCUUAGAGAGCGUCUUUUUUUGAUCACAUGUGAACACAGUGGCCUAGAAAUUAGCUCCUUUGUGUGGCCUGUGGCUUUUUUUUUCUUCUUCUUCUUCUUCUUUUCGUUCCGUCGUAGACUCCCGCUACCUAUCGGCCUCCGUUAUCCUCUUAGUUCCUGACAGUCUGUGGUAUUUUUAGUCGACCGACCACGUCCAUCAAGCUUGUCUUUCCGUCACUCUCUUUUCUGUUCGACGUUUUCGUUCAGGCCUGUUGCCAGUCUGUGAUGGAAGAUAAGUAGGAAAAAAAAAAAGAUGCAGAGAAAGUGUAUGUGUGUGUAGAGGUGGGGAGGGAGGGAGGGAGGGGAGGGGUGGGCAGGGCAUUUUAACACAUUCUUUUCAAACGAAAGAGAGAGUUAUUGUUAGAUUUAGUUGUCGCUGGUUCCUGUCAAAGAGAAGGUCAUGUUUACAUUGUGGUUAAUGGUGAAAGGUCAAGGAGCUUUGGUCGGUGCAACCUAUGGAUUGCUGUUAAGGGCAGAGACUGACAAAAAAAGAAGCCCCACGGAAGAAAGAGAAACAAAGACAGAGUGAGAGAGAGAGAGAGCCCAUGACUGACAGAGCACUAAAACUCCCCUGACUCUCUUUCUCUCUCUUUCUCUCUCUCUCACCGGCGCUCUCCCUGUGCUGUUUUUUUUUUUUUUUUUUUUUAACACGAGGACACGAAAAAACAAACGCGACGGAAGAAGAAAAAGCGAGCGCUCGGCCAGAAAACGGGCUCCUCUCGAUCCACUGACUGUGUGCGCCCAGACACACGAUAAAAGCCUUAAAAAAAAAAAACAAACAAGCGAACUGUUCUCGGAAAGGAAAAAUGAAAAAGGAACGUUGAGGGGACUGCGAGACAAGAGAGGAGGUAUCGGUCUCUCUGUUUUGACACGUGGACCUCAAAAAAGCCAUGAUUUAAAGGACCUAACCCCCCCCCCAACUCUCACACACACACACACACACACACACACACACACACACACACACACACACAGAUCACACCCUCGCCUCAUCCUGCUGGCUAGUUGUUGCCUAUUUUCUGAAGUAUUUUUCUGUAUGUUGGCAAGGUGGGCAUUCUGAGGGAUGGUUCUGAACCAAUCAGAACGUCUGAACGGACUCAUGAGCCAUGAGAAGGAGAGGGUGAGCGAAAUGGUCUCCCUCCCGCGCACAUGCACACAUCACAUCACUUGUAUAUACAGACGUGUAUACAGAACACGAGCAACACGCCCUCUCCGGAUGUAAACACGUGAAAACUCUGGACACACACGGACCGAGAGGGGCGCUCGAAAAAGAUGAAGGGAACAGUGUGUGCUGCUGAGAGGCUACUACCACACACACACACACACACGUGCACUCAACAUUUCAUCCCAUCAUACCGUCGCCAUGCACACACAAAAAACACACACACACACACACAAGCCGUCCCUCUCCUCAGAGGCCCAAUUCUCUGGACCCCACUGACUCUCUUCAAAGUGCCUUGGAGCCUCGGGGAUCCAGCUUGCCUUUGGAGCCAGUAUCAGAUACAGUGAUUUGACACUGACAGUGACAGUGACAGUCACAACGCCCGCCCCUCUUCUGCCUGGGAGGACCAAACAACUUUAAAAAAAAAAAAAAAAAAAGGACAGGACCCCCCCCACCCCCCACCCCUCCCCGUUCGCACUGCUCGGACUGCUGUUGUUGUUGUUUUGAGGGGGUCUUUGUACAGAAAUGCUCUUUUUAUGAUUGUUAUUAUAAUUAUUGUUAUGAUUAUUUAAUAAAGGAUUUAUACCAUACUGGAAAAAAAUAAAA
This is a messenger RNA of Acanthopagrus latus (yellowfin seabream), 5948 nucleotides long. RefSeq names its product neuropilin 2a (gene nrp2a). Gene Ontology annotation, biological process: angiogenesis; axon guidance; vascular endothelial growth factor signaling pathway. Gene Ontology annotation, molecular function: semaphorin receptor activity; vascular endothelial growth factor receptor activity. The transcript has 18 exons. The record is from RefSeq and is a predicted model, not a curated record. Lineage: Eukaryota; Metazoa; Chordata; Actinopteri; Spariformes; Sparidae. Gene Ontology annotation, cellular component: membrane. Bases 880 to 3633 code for a protein of 917 amino acids.